AUGACAUCGCGCUUUGGUGACUUCGUAGUGGGGCAGGGAUUCCUAGAUCCGUCCUCUCCGCCGCUCCAAUUCCGCCGUGCUAGAGUUGCAGAACUCCAACAACUCGAUAAAGUCGCGACUUUAUCCGAAGAAGAGGAACUCGAAAGAAUGUACGCCGCGGAUUGUUUCCUCGGUCCUAAAGAGAUCCUCCAAGAGACCGAUCGGCAGGUUAUGACAAGUGUCGCUAACUCCAUGGUUUUUCACGACAAUAGAUACUGGGUUCGCCUCCCUUGGCUUGACAUGGGCCGACUUCCUCCAAGUUUUGAUCGAGCGCGUAAACGAGUUCGUUCCCUCGCAGGCCGGCUCUCUCCCGACGAGUUCCAGAAAUACAAGGAAAAUAUUCUCGAACUUCUUAAGCUAGAAUUCAUCGAAAUCGUCGAGAAUUGGUCAGUGGAGGACCAUAAUCGAUGUUAUUACCUCUCACAUCACGCCGUAUUCAAACUUGCGGAUUCCGGGGCUACAAAAAUGAGGAUCGUCUUCGAUGGUUCUGCCCAUGAGAUUGACGAACCCUCUCUCAAUGACCUUCUCUUUAGAGGUCCCGUCCUCCUUCCAUCAUUACAGGGUGUUCUCAUCAGAUUUUUGUUCUCCAAGAUAGCCAUAAUUUCGGACAUUGAGAAGGCCUUUUUGCAGGUCGGGGUUCAAGAGGAGGAGAGAGAUACUUUGCGCUUCUUGUUCGGUGACUCGCCAUCUGAGAUUUUAUCAAAUAGAUUCUGCUUGUUGCGUUUUCGGCGCCUUCCAUUUGGUCUUAAGUGUUCUCCGGCCAUACUGGCCAUUGUCAUCGAAACCCACUUGAGGAAGUCUUCGAGUCCUUUGGCCCCUGAGAUUGGCCGCAAUCUUUACGUUGAUAACUCUUUGUUGGAGGCUGUCGAUGACGACGAGGCCAUCGAAAAGGCUAAAGAGGCCCAUAGUCUGUUCCUAAAGGGGGGUAUGAACCUCCGCGAUUUUACCUCCAACUCUGCCCGGUUGCGGAAUAGCCUGGACCCGUCAUUGUUGAACACAGCAGAGGUCGUUAAAGUUCUUGGAGUGUACUGGAAUCCUGCUCUCGACUUGGUUUACAUCAAAAUUCCCUCGUGGCCUGGUAAUGUCCCUUCAAAGAAAGAAUUCUCUUCGCUGCAAGCAAAGAUGUUUGAUCCAUUAGGCGUCCUUCGUCCGAUCUCGAUCAAAGCCCACCUUCUAUUGCAAAAAAAUUGGGAUAAAACUUCCUCUUGGGAUGAUACACCAAAUCCAGCCUCCCAGAGUACGGUGAUAAAAUUUACCCAACAGUUCGAUGGGCGCUGGCUGAACAUUCCCCGAUUUGGUCCAUUAGUGGUCCAAAAUUUCCGCAUCCAUGUUUUCACUGAUGCAAGUUUCGAUGCAGUGGGCGCGGCUGCGUACGUACAGGACAGUAAUUCCCUUAAAUGCUUUUUAAUUUUGUCGAAAGCCAAGUUAACCCCCCCUUCCCUCCGUCCUCGACCUCACCAGGUGUCCGAAGAGUCGAUGCCUAAUAACCCGUUGACCGUAAAUACCCUAGAGAUCCUUGCACUAGAUAUCGGAGCCAAACUCGCAUCUUUCAUCCAGUCUGAACUCCCUCGCCCCGCUGAGUCUUAUAACGUCUGGAGUGAUAGUAAGUGUUCGCUGGCUUGGUUGGAUGGUCAAGAACCGGCUCGGAAUCGGGUUUUCGUGCGUAAUCGAGUCGCGGCGAUUCGGAAAGUCCCUGGUCUUUUGUUUCGUCAUGUUUCCGGAGAUCAGAACCCGGCCGACAUUUUAUCUCGGGGAACAGAUUUGAAUUUGUUGGCCAACCACCAGCUCUGGUGGAACGGUCCGGAUUUUUUACAUCAUCCGGAAUCAUGGCCGUCUCCGGUCUCAGCGGCACCGAAAUCAGAAACGGUCAGUCUCCCCCUGAAGCGGAUCGAGGUCGAUAGAGAUCCGGUUAUUCCGUUGUCUCGAUCAGAACAAGCGGAAGUGCUUACAAUAUCCGACUCGUUUUUGGCGACAGUUCGUUAUUUGAGAGAAAGGUUAGGUUGUUCAGAAAGUGUAGCCCAGGAUUUCAUUUUUCGCCUCGAUCAGUUGGUGGAACCACCGUCGGUUAGAGACCACGAACGGUUUGCUCUGGCCAAAAGUCGAGGAAUCUGGUUUGUGACAGGGAGACUCGAAAACAGCGACCUCCCCGAAGCAGAGAGACAUCCGAUAUUCCUCUCGAAAUCAUCUCGGAUCUUGCCGAAGCUACUGGCGGAUCUCCAUUCUCGAGUACACCCAAACCUGACGACAACCUGGAGUUCCAUCCGCCCAUUCGUGUUCUUCCCGGAGGGUCGUCGUCACCUGAAGAGUGUGCUGAUUAAGGUCUGUGACCCGUGUCGAAGAGCUUUUGCUCGUCCCUUCGUGGUGCCACCUAUCCCCGCGUUACCGAAAUCCAGAGUCACGAGAAACUUUCCAUUCUCCUUUGUUGGAUUAGAUUGUUGCGGCCCUUUCUUGAUACUACAGAAUAGAGUAGUCUCGAAGACGUACUUGCUGGUGAUCACUUGUCUCUCCACUCGUUACACUCAUGUCGAAAUAGUUGAACAUGGAACAACGCAAUCUUUGGUUUUGGCCUUUCGUCGUUUUGUCGCCACGUUCGGACUUCCUUCUGAGAUUCUUUCCGAUCACGCCAAAAAUUUUGAACUCGGAGCUAAAGUUUUGAAGAGACUCUCGAAGGAAAUCUCUUCCCUUGGCCCUAUAAAAUGGCAGUUCACAACCCCUUAUAGUCCCUGGAAAGGAGGAGUGUAUGAAAAGAUGAUUGGGAUUUUAAAGGAAGCCCUCCGGAAAUCUCUCCCUAAGAAGCCCGUGAACUCGGAAUUGUUUAAUACUCUGGUCGCUGAAAUUAGGGCUCUUUUAAAUCAACGGCCGAUCUUAGCGAAUCUAGUUCAAUCGUCAACUCCUUGCUGUUUACGGCCAGUCGAUCUUGUGUUCCCAGAAAAACGAGAUUCUUUCCCGCUCUUCGCUACCGAGGAUGACAAGGAUCCGGAGUACGUCCCCUAUACCCCUCCAAGACCAGACCAAAUUGUCAGUGAUUGGGUUCGAUCGAUGUCGAAAAUUGAGAAGUUCUGGAAGAACUUCCAUGACGUUUAUCUUAGAUAUCUUCAGUCGGUCGGUAAACCUCGAGUCGGGAAAUAUGAGGUCCCAAAGGUGGGGCAGGUAGUUCUGCUACUAAACGACGCAGAGAAGAACAGAAAUGCAUGGAAGACCGCGGUCGUCAAGAGAAUUAUUUUGGGUCACGAUGGGUUCUGUCGGUCAGUAGUCCUAGAGUCGGAUAAGAGAGAAUUUGAGCGGCCUUUAUCGUUGAUUGCUCCCCUCGAAACACCUACAGUUGAUUUUGCCAUUCCAGAUGUCCACACCAGAGAUUUCGCUGGAAUCCGAGUCCGCCAACUCGGAAAAAGAAAGGUCGGCCUCCCCAUCACCGUCAGAAGAACAGUCUCUCGCCGACAUGGUCGGAGAAUCGCUGGCCGGGUUCAUAGAAGAAUGCCCCGAGGCAAUCAAAGAGUUCCUGAGCAAGGUCAUUCAAUCCGUGCCUUCAAGGGAAUUAACUCGGCUCACGGGCCCGGUCGUACUGUUCGAGGAAAGGAUUCAAGGCGCCAUCGAGAGUUUCGAGGCUGGUCCCGAAUCGCAGCCGGCGACCCCAAGAGAAAACCGUCAGGCUCGGAGACCCACUCACCGCGCCAUCCCUCGUCGCCCCAGGCCUACCUCGUCUCCACCAGCGACAGUGGAAGUCGCUCGCCCAACCCCAUGGAAAAGCCCCUGGGCGAUCCCCUUCCCAGCCACCCUUCAAUCUCAGCAAGCCCCUCCAGCGAACGUCAAGACUGGACCCUCAACUUCGACUGCCCUGCCUCACCCCGCUUCGACGUCUUGGAGAGUUCCGCCGACCCAGCCAGAUCCCCCCCCGGGCAUGUUGUGGAGUCGCAACGGUCUCCACAAUUCCCACGGUAA
This is a messenger RNA of Bursaphelenchus xylophilus (pine wood nematode), 3978 nucleotides long. Lineage: Eukaryota; Metazoa; Nematoda; Chromadorea; Rhabditida; Aphelenchoididae. The record is from the annotation of a GenBank genome assembly.